AUGCGUCGCCGCUGCGAACAACGGUGCGAAGAGAAGCAGAGAGAAAGGGAAAGCGAGAGAGAGAGGGAGAGGGGGAGGGAAGUGUUCUUCGCGAACCCCCGCGAAGUCCCCGCGGAGCGCCGGCUCGAACAAUGCCGUCGGCAGUGUGAAGAGGCCGGCGGCCGCCGCGGGGAGCAACAGCGCCACCAGUGCGAACAACGGUGCUGGGAGCGUUACAGAGAAGAGAGGCAGCAAGAACAGCAAGAUGCGGGGGUGAGUGAUCAAGACCCUCAGGAGAAGCUACAGCAGUGCAGGCGGUGGUGCGAGGAGCGGCACCAAGGAGACCGGAGGGAGCGGAGGCGGUGCGAGGAGCAGUGCGACGAGAAAUAUAGUGAAGAGAGAGGAAGGGGACGAGGAAACCCUAGAAGAGAGGAGGAGAAGGAGGAGGAGGAAGAAGAGGAGGAGAGGGGUGGAGAGAACCCUUAUGUGUUUGAGCCCCAAAGCUUUAAACAUAGGCUCCGGAGCGAGCACGGGCACUUCAAGGUAUUGAAGAAGUUCCACAAACAAUCGAACCUCCUGAUCGGGAUCGCGAACUAUCGCCUCGCGAUCCUCGAGCUGAACCCGCAAACUUUUGCCAUGCCUAACCACUGGGAUGCCGACGACAUUUGCUACGUGAUUAAAGGGCGAGGGACCGUGACAAUUUUACGAAAGGAGGAGAACAAGGAGGAGAGGGAAUCGCAUGAGAUAAACAAAGGAGACAUUAUGCAGGUGCCCGCAGGUUCGAUCGUGUAUGUGAUUAACAGCGACAGGCGCGAGAAGUUGACCGUCGCUAAGCUUCUACAACCAGUCUCCACCCCAGGGCGCUUCGAGCAUUUCUUUGGUGCUGGGGGAAAAAAUCCGGAGUCCUUUUUUAGCACCUUCAGCAAUGAAGUCUUAGAAGCAGCAUUUAAUACACCAAGAGACAAGCUGGAGAGGAUCUUUGGGAGGCAGCGAAAGGGAGCAAUAAUUCGAGCAACCGAAGAACAAAUCCGGGCGAUGAGCCGCCACCACUCCGGCGAGGGCGGUCGGUGGCCCUUCGGCGAAUCAGUGACUAAGGGCCCCUUCAACCUACUGAAGAAGCGCCCGGCUUACUCAAACCGCCACGGCCAGCUCUACGAGGCUGACUCCAACGACUACCGGCCGCUGAAGAAGCUCAACGUCGAAGUCUCCUUCGCCAACCUUAGCAGUGGAUCCAUGAUAGCGCCGUUCUACAACACGCACGCGACCAAGAUCGCGCUGGUGACGGAGGGGAGGGGCUACGUCGAGUUGGUGUGCCCCCACUUGGCCGGUCAACGCUGGGAGGGCCAGGGUCAACGCGAGGGUCAACGCGAUGAGGAGGAGGGGGGAAAGGAGGGUGGUCGAGGUCAACAUGGUCAACGCUACCAGAGGGUCCACGCCCAGGUGUCGCCGGGGACGGUGUUCGUGAUCCCGCCGGGCCACCCCGCCGUUGAGGUCGCCUCCCGCGACCAAAACCUCCAGGUGAUCUGCUUCGAAAUCCGCGCCGAGAACAACCAGAAGGUCUUCCUCGCAGGUAGGAACAACAUACUAAACAAGAUGGAGAGGGAGGCGAAGGAGUUGUCGUUUGACGCGUCGGCGCGGGAGGUGGAUGAGGUGUUCAAUGCCCAGAAAGAGGAAGUUCUCCUCGCGGGGCCGGAGGAAUGGCAGCGAGGGGGGAGGGGGGGCAAGAGCGAGUACGGCGGCCGCGACAUGGCCUCGAUCGUCGAGGUGGUCGCCGGCUUCUGA
Messenger RNA from Ananas comosus (pineapple), 1761 nucleotides. Its product is annotated as cupincin-like. The transcript has 6 exons. NCBI's taxonomy places the organism in Eukaryota, Viridiplantae, Streptophyta, Magnoliopsida, Poales, Bromeliaceae. The coding region runs from base 1 to 1761 and encodes 586 amino acids. The record is from RefSeq and is a predicted model, not a curated record.